CUGUAGUAAGGCACUGACCACAUUACUAUGUGCAAACACAGGGUUCACUCAAGUGGUACUAAAAAGAGAAGAGGUGGGGCAAGCAGAGCUUUAAAAAGAAAAGGGGAGUCCAUCCAAGUCUGGAUGUAAAAAACAACUGCGUUUCGGAGAGGGACGGUACCUGGAGAUUUUUCUCCCUGCACUCCACUGAGAGCUGUGCUGAAGUGUUUUCUGAAUUCUCUGCUUUAAAGAUUUAAACAGCAGCUUUAUUGCAAGGAAAUUUGAAGAGAUCCUUGUGAGCAUGGCUUUUGAGCUGUGUUAAAUUUGUGGCAAGAGUGUCAGGCAUUUCAUACUUGGCUUCCAAAACAGAGAAAAAAAAAAAGAAACGAAAGAGAGAGAGAAAAAAAAGCCCUGAUGUGUGUGGAGAAGAAAUCUCCCAGGAAUUUCUUCAAGGUUGUAGUCAGACACAGUAAGGUCUAAAGUGACAAGAAAAGCAAGGCAAAGAUAAAACUUGAAAUUGUGAUAAGAUGUCUGAGCCUAAAGUGACAGCUUGCAGAAAACUUUUGGGAUUACACAUGCUCAUCCUGUCCUGGAUAUGACUGAAUACAAGCUAGUUUUUCUCUAGUGACAGCUUGAAAAACCCCUCAAGAUUAUGUUUCUCUUCCUUGUUGCUUUUUUGCCAGUGGUUUUUAAAAUUGGUUUUGUCAGCCUCUCAGCUCUGCAGCACUGGAACUGUCCUAAUGGAUACAGAUUAAAGCCUGAAAACUCUGCUUGUGUAGAUAUUGAUGAGUGCCUUGAAGGUGGUUUGGGAACCUGUGGCCAAACCUGUAUCAAUAUUCCAGGGUCGUACAUCUGCUCCUGUUUGCCCGGUUACUCCUUGGGUAUUGACAAGCAGUCUUGCUAUGUGAACGAUCCAGCACCAUUCCUGCUUUUUAGCCGUGGAAAUGCCAUCUUUAGAAUUGACACUGAAGGGACAAAUCAUGAAAGAUUGGUUUCUGAUACUGGCCCAUCAACACUUUUGGAUUUUCAUUAUAUAGAAGAGAAAGUGUAUUGGGUUGACUCUGAAAGGCGACUACUUCAAAGAAUUAAUCUAAAUGGCACAAAACGAGAGAGACUAUGUUACAUAGACAAAGGCAUUUCAGGCUUUGCUAUUGACUGGAUAAAUCAAGACAUUCUCUGGGCCAACAGACAGAAAGGAACCAUAGAAGCAACUGACAUGAAUGGGAAGAAACGCCGAGUUCUUCUAAGAGCUGUUGGCCGUCCCACAAGGAUUACCAUUGAUGCUGAACAAAGGCUGUUAUUUAUGUCUUCAGAUGGUACAGUUUCCAGCAUACAUCGAGUGUCCCUCAGUGGAAGUGAUAUGAUAAAUAUUUUGAAAACUACAGAAAAAAUAAAGGCCAUCUCACUAGAUUUGCUUGACACAAAGCUCUACUGGAUCCAACAUGACCACGGAAAAGAGAUGUCCCAUAUUGGAUCAUGUGACUAUGAUGGUGGAGGUGUUCAUUUCCUCAGAAAUUCUGUCCGACAUCAGUUGCUUGGUAUGUCUCUCUUUGCUGAGCACCUGUACUACUCAGACUUGAAGUCUGGCAUGAUAUGGAGAGCCAACAAAUAUACUGGAAAAGUUGUAGUCACAAUUAGCCUGAAGCCAUCAUUUUUCCCACCGGUGGAGAUAAAAAUAGUACAUCCAUUUAAGCAGCCAGGUGCAAGGAUUGAUUCUCAGGAUUUGGAAAAAGGAAUCUGUGAUUUGAACAGAGAAAAGUGCAGAAGAAGAAUCUGCAGGCCAGACUCAAGGACACAUCGGUGUAAAUGUUCUAGUGGGUUUAUUUUAAGUCGAAAUAAACAGUUUUGUGAAGACAUUAAUGAAUGUGGCUUCUGGAAUCAUGGCUGCACUUUAGGCUGUGUGAACAUCCCUGGUUCCUAUUACUGCACCUGCCCAAGAGGCUUUGUUCUGCUGCCUGAUAGGAAAACGUGUCAUGAGAUAAUUACCUGUACAAGUAAUGACAACGAAUGUAGUCACGGCUGCCUUCAGACAUCUAAAGGCCCUGUUUGCUUUUGCCCAGAAGGAUCUGUACUCAACGUGGAUGGCAAAACAUGCACAGGUUGCACAUCUCCAGAUAAUGGUGGCUGCAGUCAGAUAUGCUCUUCUUUAAGCCCAUCCUCCUGGGAGUGUGCUUGUUUUCCUGGAUAUAAGCUUCAGCGAGACAGAAAGCACUGCACUGCUAUAGGUCCUAAGCCAUUUUUGUUAUUUGCAAAUGGCCAAGAUAUCCGCCAGAUCAGUUUUGAUGGAGCAGAUUACACAAGUUUACUUGACUGGCAGAUGGGAGUAGUCUUAGCACUGGACUCUGACCCGGUGGAAAAUAAGAUUUACUUUGCCCACACUGCCUUGAAAUGGAUAGAACGGGCGAAUCUGGAUGGUUCAGAUCGUGAAAAGGUUGUUCAUGGAGCUAUAGAUACACCCGAAGGCCUUGCUGUGGACUGGAUUAACCGUAAAUUGUACUGGACAGACAGAGGGAAGGUGUGCAUUGAAAGGAGCAAUCUGAAUGGAAUGCAAAGAAAAAUGAUCAUCUGGGAGGAUCUCUCCCAGCCCCGAGGGAUUGCCAUCCACCCAUUUGCUAAGAGAUUAUUCUGGACUGACAUGGGGGUCAAUCCGCGGAUUGACAGCUCUUCGUUAGAAGGCUUCGAUCGCCGGGUGGUAGCCAGCUCUGGCCUGGUGUGGCCCAGUGGAAUAGCUCUCGACUACUUGGCUGACAAGUUGUACUGGUGUGAUGCUAAACAGGCCGUGGUGGAGAGCGCAAACCUGGAUGGUUCUGGUCGUCAGAUUCUUGCACAGAAUGAUGUAGGCCACCCUUUUGCUGUGGCGGUGUUUGAGGACCACCUGUGGUUUUCUGACUGGGCUAGGCCAUCACUAGUGAGGGUGGACAAGAAGACCGGCCAAAACAGGGUACGUCUUCGAGGCAGCAUGCUGAGACCCUCAUCAGUGGUUGUAGUUCAUCCUUUGGCGAAACCAGGGGCAAAUCCUUGCCUUUAUGAGAAUGGAGGCUGCGAUCAGAUCUGUGAAAACAGUUUUGGAAUUGUCCACUGCAAGUGCCAUCCAGGAUUUGGGAAAACUCAAGAUGGAAAAUCCUGUCAUGCUCUGGAUUCUUCCAACUCAACAGCAGGAAGUGUCUCUGUGCACAAGGAGGUAAUGCCAAUGCCACCACCAGAGACUGUACUCCAGAGCACACGGAGCACUAGUAUUUUUAAGGAUGCAGACAAUGGGAAAAAACAGAAAAUAAAAUUUUUUACAGCUGAAAUAAUGGUAUCAGAUGAAGAUGACUGCACUGCACUAGAAUGUUAUGUCAAUGCAGAGUGUGUUUUGCUGGAAGAUGGUGCUAUGUGCCAGUGUUUGAAAGGAUUUACCAGGAAGGGGAAAUCAUGCUAUGACGUGGACGAGUGCGCUGUGCACAUGGACCGCUGCAAUCGAAGCGUGGCCGACUGCAUCAACACGGAGGGGGGCUACGUCUGCAAGUGCCUGGAAGGCUACACUGGAGAUGGAGUCCAUUGCUAUGAUAUUGAUGAGUGCAAGACGGGGUCCCACACCUGUGGAGAGAACAUGACCUGCACAAAUACAGAAGGAAACUUCACUUGCUCUUGUGCUGAUCAUGCUUCUGGAACUGGCGUCGGUUGCAAAUCUACUGUUCCCCCAGCUGCUGCCAGCAAUGAGUACACUACAAAGGCUGUGCAAGGUGAUUUUGUAGGAUGCCCUCCUUCGUACGAGUCAUACUGCCUCCAUGGUGGAGUGUGCAAUUAUGUUUCUGACCUACAAGACUAUGCCUGCAACUGUGUGACGGGCUACGUGGGGGAGCGCUGCCAGUUCAGCGACCUGGAGUGGUGGGAGCAGCGGCGCGCCGGGCGGGCGAAGGUGCGGAGCAUCGCCAUCACCGCGGGCGCCGCCGGGCUGGCCCUGCUGCUGCUGCUGCUGGCUGUCCUGGCUGCCUACUGCCGCAGAACUCAGAAUUUGUAUAAGAAGAAUCUCUGUGCAGAAGCGAUAAGAGCUGCCAGCAGCCGUGCUGACAACGAGAGCGUAACACCUACUGGCAACAAGUCUCUGUUUGCGGUUUUUAAGGAGGGUAACAGUUCUCUGGAGAAUAAAGCAGUUGAUCUAAUUGAAUGUGAGACAGCAGAUCCUCAUCCUGCCUGUCCAUCAGAAUCUGAGGAAGAGCAGCCUGUAACAUAUGACAAAGCAGCAGAGACUUUGGCAGAAGAGGAGAAAGAACAAGGCCACCGAAAAGAGGGUCCUGUUGGUGAGAAAUCGUGCCAGCCGAUGGCAGCAGUGAAAGUCCCUCCCCAGGCUCCCUGGAGCAUCCAUCCCAAUCCCCUGCCAGAAAGGGAGCCUUGCAAUCUUGCCCCAGACAGCUUGCUGAUGCAGCCAGACUAGAAGCAGUCUGUGUUUGAAUGGGAAAAGGAGGAAGUCAGCAAAGGAUGGGAACUCACAAGCACUGAAGCAACACUCUUUUCUUUUUUUCCUUCAUUAAAGUCUGCUUUAGAGAAAAAACACCAUUAUUCAGAACAAAACAGUCCUUGCCACUCCUUUCCUGUCAUCUCUGCUUGGAAGAAUUAGUGUGAGCAAUGUGUUGGCAGUGAGUACUCUAUAAGUAUCACUGCUGCUGAUUUCAUUACCUGCCUGCUAAAAGGUCACUGGGAGGAAGAUAGUCAAGUGGGUGAUUUAUCAGUGAUAAGUAUUUUCUAAGGGAACUUGUUGCAAGUAGUGAUCUUUACACAAACAGAGUUUAGAAACUGCCUAGAAAAUGGAGCACAAGGACAGCUGCAGAGAAAGAGAAAUUGAGGAUAACGCAGAAAAAAUCAAUUCAAAAUGCUCUUACUAUUAAAAGUUUUUUACGGAUGCUAUUUACCUCCCCCCAAUGCUGCUGAAAGACCAGUGUAACUUCUUGGAUUCCACCUGAGAUGUUCUUGUGUCUAGCAAACACCAAAUAGGAUCUUGCAUUUCUCAUGUUUUGGAGGAUGGUUUGCAGGCAUAGGUUAUUAAUGAUGGGUCGCUUUUGAGGGAAAAGGUGAUUCUUCCAUUUUUUUUUUUUUUUCCCAGCCUACACUGGUCCUUCAGAGCAUUGCAGGAUUAUAUUUGGGCUGAGGAAGUGGGUUUGUGUCUGCUUUCAGCCCUGCAGAGAGGCAUGUGCUGGAGCUGUCCUUGUCUUACAGAGGUGUGCCUGGCACCAAAACCUGGGCCAUUACAUAGGACUCAGUGUGAGGACAGAAGUUCAGCCAAUUGCUGUUCCAAAAAGACCAGGAGGAGUGGGACAAAAACACAAAAAAGCCACCUCAGUCUAGACUGACUUCCACUCAACUGAUUUGUGCUGCCUGUUGAAUGUGAGGGAACAAUUGGAAAACUGAACUAAUUUAUCUUGUAACUGGAUUUCUAACACCUAUCAGGUGAUUUACUCUCUUGUAAAGCGAGAUGCAGACAUGAGGCCAGUUGGUGAGAGCAUGGGGCCGGAUACACCAAGGUUGUGGGUUCAAUCCCUGUACGGGCCCUUCACUUUAGAGUUGAACUCGAUGAUCCUUGGGUGUCCCUUCCAACUCAGAACUUUCUGUGAUAGCAAGUGAUUUUCACCAACUUGUCUUGACUUCCUAAGGCUGUUUUCAGAAUGUUUCAGCUGAAUGAACAUCAGCUAAAUUACUAAUAAUGAUUUUAUUAUUUGUACAGGAUCUCUCAGUCCUCUGUUUUUGAAGCCUGCUGUUGUAACCUUUAAACUCUGCUAUGGUGCCCACCACUAAUGUUCCUUGUAACUCAUAAGAUUGAUAACAGUGGCAAAUAUUACUAAUUUGUGUGUUUACUACUCUGGUUUUCUGGGUUCUUUUUGAAUUCUGCCAGAAAAGUAUGGAAUGUUGUAAUUUCCUUUUACCAGCUCUGUAAGCCAAUAUGGGAAAGAGUAUUGAAAGGCUCUUGCCUCUUAUCCAAAAGAGUUACACACUGGAGUAACUUUGUGAAGUCAAUUUUAUUUUAUGUUAUUGAAACAGUAAUGACACUGAAUCCUGGUUUUGUAGAGGGUUGUCACUUAUUUAACUUCUAAAGUGAUUUGGAAUUGUUGAAUCUGUUUUCUAACCAUAUCAAUUCUGGAUUCAGAACAAACUUGUAAAAGACUCAUUUCCAAAGCUUAGUUGGAACUGCUAGCAGUGAAGGCUCAUUCUCUUGUGUGAAUGGUAAUGAGGGUACUUCCACAGAAAGAGAAAUAGUUGAGAGGUGUUGGCAUAUUAAACUCUGUUCAGGAGCAGGCAACAACUGUGUUGAAUCAUUAAGAUUUGAUAGAUUUGAUUUUAAGUUCAAUAUUGUUUAAUGUCACUAACAUUGUUCAAAGCAUCUAGUUUGGAUUCCCUGGUCUUUUGGUCACUGAUCUUCUGUAUUUUAAUGUGAAGUGAGUCCAGGUGUAAAGGCCCCAACUCAAAAAAGCAUUUUGUUCCCUCCCACAAGAGCUACCCAGUAAAAAGACUUUAGUCCCUGCACUUUGAGUUUCUCUGGUGAAGUGUGUUUGUGUGCUUAAAAUGAAAGUGUUGUGUCAAAUGACAGUCAACAUUUCCUUGGAAGCUUCCCCAGUCAAAAGAAAUAAAGAUUUGUAACUUUGAAUCUUUCCUGAAUAAAGAUGCUUCAGAUUCCUUAAAAAUUAGUUUGCUAUUCUAUCCUGGUUUGUUUUGUUUUGUUUUGUUUUUGUUGGGUUUUUUUUUGUUUACUUCGCUUUUCUUCCUUUUCUUCCAAGGAUCUAACUUUAAAUUUGAUAGUAUCCAUUACAGAAUAAGAUAGGGAAACCAAGCUGAUAUGUUUUUGUAAUUAGAGUGUUUGGAGUUUUAAAUAUUUCCUAAACACAGCUCUAAACUCAAAAUAAUCUUUAGUGUAAAAACUUGAAAUGAUGUUUCAAUAUAAAUAUAAUAUAUUUGGUUUAUUUGUAUGUUUAUAAAGUUAUUGAUUUAUAAAAUAAAUAAAAAAAAAUACCAGACAAAAA
Molecule: messenger RNA, 6971 nt
Organism: Lonchura striata (white-rumped munia)
Lineage: Eukaryota; Metazoa; Chordata; Aves; Passeriformes; Estrildidae
Gene: EGF
Product: epidermal growth factor
Biological process (GO): positive regulation of MAPK cascade; positive regulation of cell population proliferation; epidermal growth factor receptor signaling pathway
Cellular component (GO): plasma membrane
Molecular function (GO): Wnt receptor activity; Wnt-protein binding; growth factor activity
Source: RefSeq, a predicted model, not a curated record